Messenger RNA from Triplophysa dalaica, 783 nucleotides. Its product is annotated as C-C chemokine receptor type 8-like. Gene Ontology annotation, molecular function: G protein-coupled receptor activity. NCBI's taxonomy places the organism in Eukaryota, Metazoa, Chordata, Actinopteri, Cypriniformes, Nemacheilidae. Gene Ontology annotation, biological process: positive regulation of Rho protein signal transduction; phospholipase C-activating G protein-coupled receptor signaling pathway. Gene Ontology annotation, cellular component: membrane. The coding region runs from base 1 to 783 and encodes 260 amino acids. The transcript is spliced from 2 exons. The record is from RefSeq and is a predicted model, not a curated record.
AUGAACGACUCUACAGCAAUCUCAACCACACCCGCAUCAUCCUCCAACUUCACGACCAGUUUGGCGUUGCUGCUACGGAGCGAUAUGGAUAUUGUUGUAUUUGGCAUCAAUAUCCUGUUUGGUCUUCCUACACACUCCUAUGUUAUAUGGCUUAUUAUCAAAGGGACGGGAAGUGGAAUUGCAUCCGAGUUCUUCAACCUAAAUCUCUCUAUCAGUGAAACAAUUUAUUGUUUGAAUUGUGCGGUGUAUGUGCUUUCGUUUGCAUUUCCAAGUCUUUUACCAUUCUGUCUGUUUUUUGUUGGAUUAAGCAUCGCUGGCCGUCCUCUGUUUCAGUGUCUGAUCUGUGUGGAGCGUUAUCUGGCGGUAGUUCAUCCUGUAACCUUUCUGAACUACAAACCUCUCAGAUAUAGAGCCAGCUGCUGCAUUGUUGUCUGGAUCAUGAAUCUUGCUACCUGUUUUUUCUGCAGAUUUCUCUUAUGUUCACCAAUCUUUUUACAAAACACAUGGUUGGUCUCGGUGCAGUUUAUUAUUUUUUUCUCCAUUCAGUUGUUCUGUUGUCUGGCUGUUCUCAGAGCUCUGAAGCAGUCAGGACCAGGAGAGAGAGGGAGAGAGAGAGAGGAGGAAAACCACAUGAAGAGAAGAGCAUUUCCUCUUAUUCUGAUAACUACUUUUAGCAUGGUGAUCAUGUUUGUACCUUAUAUUGUCACAGGAAUUCUCACUAAUUUAAACCAAUUCGUUCCUGUUAGGUUAAAUGACCUUGUGCUGGUGCCUGAAGUGAAGUAA